This is a messenger RNA of Pyricularia grisea, 1152 nucleotides long. RefSeq lists its product as uncharacterized. Gene Ontology annotation, molecular function: NADP binding; 2-dehydropantoate 2-reductase activity. The transcript is spliced from 2 exons. Bases 397 to 1152 code for a protein of 251 amino acids. Gene Ontology annotation, cellular component: cytoplasm; mitochondrion. The record is from RefSeq and is a predicted model, not a curated record. NCBI's taxonomy places the organism in Eukaryota, Fungi, Ascomycota, Sordariomycetes, Magnaporthales, Pyriculariaceae.
CAAAUAUUCGUCUUUUCUACGGAAGCAGCAUAGCAUAGUUAUUAUAUGACAACCUUGUCAGUACCUAUCGGAUGGAAAGCCAAAUUUAUAUUCUUGGCCUUGGUAAUCUGGGUAAGUAUGUUGCCCACUCUCUCAAGAAACAGUCGUCAAGGACGCCUGUAACCCUUCUGAUGCAUAGGGAAAGCCUGUUGGAAGAAUGGCAACGCUGUGGGCAAACUAUCGAAUGCGUCCGCAACGGAGCUAGCGAUAAAUUGUCCGGAUAUUCGACGGAUAUGCUUUCAGGGUCCUCUCCAAUCAACAAUCUUAUCGUAACGACCAAGACAUACAAGACAGUCCAAGCACUUGCACCUAUCAGGCAUAGGCUUGGCCCCAAAUCCAACAUACUAUUUCUUCAGAAUGGAAUGGAUUUUUGCCUUUCCUGACUUGAGCGAGUCGCAAGGAACUAUCGAGGAGGUCUCCACAAGCCUAUUUAAAGAUGCCAAACUACGUCCGAGCUACUGGGCUGGUAUUGCAAGCGUGGGAAUAUAUAAGCACGGUCCAUUCUCCAUCGUGCACGCUGGCAAAGGCAGUCUAAUUCUUGGAAAAGUAGAAGGCCGCAUUGAUGCCCCCUCAGCAGAAGAUGUGGGCGGCGGGAACUUUAUGGUGCAACGCCUCCUCGAAGCAGACGGACUUGCAGCCACUUUGGUGGAGCCCGAGUUGCUCAGGAUUUCGCAACUCCGAAAGCUCGCGGCCAACGCGAUAAUCAACCCAUUGACGGCCUUGUUUGGCUGCGUUAAUGGUGGAGUUUUUGGCAGCCCAUCCCGGCAAAAUAUCAUUCAGCAACUUAUAUCAGAAACGGGAGAAGUAAUACGUGCCCUUCUACCAUCCUCUAGCGCUAGAGAAGAAAUCGGAGAGCAGUUCUCCGACCAGGGCCUUUCCCAGUAUAUUCUGGAGGUGGCGACAAAAACAGCAAAGAACUCUUCAUCGAUGCUGCAAGACUUCCGGGAGGGCAGGGAGACCGAGAUUGGGUACAUCAACGGAUACAUUGUAGAACAGGCUAAGAGACUUGGGCUGCCGCACGCGCGCAAUUCGGCCCUUGUAGAUAUGAUCAAACAAGGGAAAGCCCUGUCCGAGGAUGACGAGGUUAUUCCCAAGCUUUCCGGACCGCCAUAG